UCGAAGUAUUGCUCUGGCCAUAUAUAGUUGCCCUCGUCAGCUUCUGCACUUGAUCUUAUCGCGUUCAAGCCAUUUUUCGCUCGAACUCUCAUGGCUUUUCUGCUCCGACCUUCGUAGGCAUUCCGCUCAUGCACUUCGUAGAUUAUUUCUUCGUUGAUCUUCGUAGAUCUUCACAGCUCCUGCUCCACCCACUCCAUUCUCUCGGCCCGAAUUACUUACUUAGAGCAUGCAUAUAUAUAAUCAUAUGGUAAUAUAUACACUGGCAUGUGUUUUUUCCUGGCGCUUGGUCCCGUGACACCUCGAAUGGCCGGACCAAGCGACCGGGCCCCUCAAGUUGCAAGCUUCAGAAGACCUCUCAUAGCUUACAACCAGAAGAGGUUAGCCAACCUGACCCAGGACCAAGGGAUUUUCAAGCCUCGGACCAAAAGCACCAAAUGUCCUGCACUUGCUCCGGAUGUUUUCGAAGAUUUUGUGCAUUCCGCCAACGCCGCAUUGCUUUGCCCUUGGCUAGGCUGCCUUGCUUUCACCCAUGCGCGGCAUAACCAUAGUGUCGUUUGCGCUAGGCUGUUCGAACCUGUGCGACAAGCAACCCUUGAAUGGAAUUCAGUACUUUAUCGAUCGAUUUGGCGUUUUCUGUCCGCUUGAGGCUGUCAACGUUCGGGCAACGCACUGGUAUCCCUUUUAUCGACAUACUGUUUUUCAGAUGAUCCAGAGCUGCAUCACGGAUGAUUAUGCCGAAGGCGUCGUGCUGAUCGGAAUCCAGCCGACGAUCGACCGCGCAAUGACCUGCGCGGAGUGGCCCAGCAUCCAAGAAGAUGUGAGGGAGGCCUUCACGGAGCAGAAGUACCCCUUCUACCAGGGUGGCGUGAAGAAACUGGAGUUUGAAAAGAUCACCUUCAAACGUGUUGAGCUUCAAGACCUCGGAGCGGAGAUCCACGUGAGCACCAUGCGCAACAAAUUCGCCAUCAUUGCGAGUUGUUGCGACACCGACUUCGACGCUGCAGCCACAGCCAUGCAAGUGCACAACAAGGCCACGCCCGAAGGGCAUGGAAAGGUGCGCAGAGCAUGGGCGACGGCGGAGGACAUGUACGGCAGAGGAAGCCAUCCCUAGGACCUAGGAGGACUUCCGGUCCGCCAUUCCAAAAGUGGAUAUUCAGCUGAGCGUGUGCAAUUGACGGGCUUCAGCAGUUUCACCGUUAUCUCCCUGUUUUGGCGUUCCGAUUGAAUUGGCAGGACAUGCCCUCUUGGGCAUGGGAAUGCUCUUGCACCC
Molecule: messenger RNA, 1270 nt
Organism: Durusdinium trenchii
Lineage: Eukaryota; Dinophyceae; Suessiales; Symbiodiniaceae
Source: the annotation of a GenBank genome assembly